Fomitopsis serialis is the source of this 817-nucleotide messenger RNA. RefSeq lists its product as uncharacterized. The coding region runs from base 260 to 568 and encodes 102 amino acids. The transcript has 3 exons. Lineage: Eukaryota; Fungi; Basidiomycota; Agaricomycetes; Polyporales; Fomitopsidaceae. The record is from RefSeq and is a predicted model, not a curated record.
GUCAUCUGCCUAGCUAGUCCAAUCCACCGGUCGCCCACACGUAAUUCAAUGGGUUGUCAUGAAACAGCACUUGGUGGGGAGUGCGCUGGGUGUGAGUACCACCAUGCGUAGUCUCGAAUUCUAUCGUCUCAACGUCAAGGCAACCGCGCUGCGUGGUGUCUGUUCACCCACCAGACCUAACGUAUAAGAGAUCCGCGCUGCAGAGUGGUUAUCAACCACUCACCAGCGACUCUAGCCCAACCUCACAUCGACCCCCGCGAUGGCCCUCAUUUCCAAGAUUGUCGGCGCCGGAAUUUGCGAAGAGCAAAGCCUGAUAUUCGUCCGCGACAUGGCGUCGACGGAUGGCCUCCAUGACUCACUGCUACCGAGGAUGCGGGCUCGUUCUGUGGCAGCGUCCGAAUGUUAUGGAGAGAGUAUUCCGCAAUCCUGGCCGAGCUGUGCGACAUCUUUCAGCUCUGAUCAAGGGCCGUAUACAUGCCAAAGGUGUGGGGCCACGUUCGCCAAGAAGGACAGCUUCCUGCGGCAUGUAGGAGGGGGCAAUUGUCCCGGCUUCGUGCCGGCGUCCUGAUGGUUGGCGACCACAUUAUCCGUGGCUUGCAAGAAGCCUCGUAUCCCCUGCUCGAUGCAGGCAUGACGAUAAAACAACGCCCAAAAAACAUCCGCUGCCGCUGACGGUUGUAUCCGGUAUAGGCCUCCUCUCUCUUUCUCUCUCCGUUCUCUUCGACUCAAGGCACGUCUCGACCUUGACCGUUCCUUCAUGUACACCUAAACAAAUGUAAUCUUCGAUGUCAUGAGCAAUGAGUGGUUUUACAGCCUU